This is a messenger RNA of Leptinotarsa decemlineata (Colorado potato beetle), 737 nucleotides long. Its product is annotated as transmembrane protein 135. Lineage: Eukaryota; Metazoa; Arthropoda; Insecta; Coleoptera; Chrysomelidae. The record is from RefSeq and is a predicted model, not a curated record.
GAUGUCCAUGAGAAAAGUAAUGAUCCCUGUAGCCAUGAAAAAACUUGUCUCGUUCAUUUUUGUGAGGGAUGUUCCAAAUAUUUUUUACUCGGAUAUGCUGUUAACGUCAUCAAGAAACUGCUACCUAGAAUGGGAAGCCUAGUAAAAAAUCCUUCAAAUAAUAUGGGGAUAUUUUUCAGUGAAUCAAAUUUGUACUUCGGGUUAUUCAUAGGCAGCUAUGUGGGAUUUUAUAGAGUUCUCAUAUGCUAUCUCACCAGGAUAUCCAACAUCAAGAAGACAUUUCAUGGAUUGAUUGCUGGACUCUUCUCUGGGCUUACAUAUGCUAUUUCUCCAAACCUACAGGUUCUUGUCAUUGCAAUCACCACAACAUUACAGAUGGUUUACAGUUACAUUAGCAAAUAUUUGAAGAUAAACUCUUUCUGGCAGAGCCAGUUGCUAUUUAUGAUUUGUCAUGGAUAUCUCCUGCAGGAAAAAUUCUUCUCUCCAAAGACUUGUUCCUCGUAUUACGCGAAAAUGAUAGACGCAUGUACCAACAAUGUGUACCAGGAGAUAUAUAAAAAUUUAAUCCGAACCUUUUUACAUGAAUAUUAAUAACAUAUAGUUCAUCUUUCCAACCAUGGAAGUGAUUUUUUGGAAGUAUUUUUGCAUAACUCUACGUAACUAAGACAAUAUUAAUUGGGAGUUUCAUCAAAAGCGAGAAGAGUACGAAAAAAAAACAAUAAAUAAAUAAAGCUUUU